AAUUUUUACUCUCAAGAUGUAAUUCCAAAAAAUCCUGAACAGAGAAUUAAUAUCCCCAAAAUACACCUGUAUUCUCAAAGACUCAAAGCCCACCUCUUUCUUCUUCUUGCUCGUUAACCGCUAUCUUGGGCUUCUCUGUGCCGCUGCUACUCUCUGUUUCGGAGCUCGCCGCCGAGCUGCCGUUUGACGCCGGCAAAUCUCAUUGUGCGUGCCGCUAAUCCAUCUCUAUACUGCGUUCAUAAUCUACGUAGCUGUGCGACCUAUCACUGUUUUUCGGCUGCGCUGCCGUGCUUUUGCCGCACCUCCGUGUCCAUCAAUUGCCAUCGCUGUGACCGGUGCUUCCCCUUCUUGUUAAGCUUCCAGUAAUUUUCUCUCCUUCUGCUGUUGCGAGAGAAGACUUUGCGGGGAAAAUGGUUGCGAGCAUUGUUGGCGAUACCAUCGCUAAAAUCAUAGAGAGGUUGAACUCUCUCAAUAUUUUUGGCAAAAAGAGCACCACCAUCGCUGAGAAUAUCAAACUUCAUCUGUUAUGCAUCAAGGAGGAGCCAGAGAACAGUGAUGCUGCAACACCUCGAUGGAUUACAGAUGUCACGGAUGCCGUCAUCGAUUUGUGGGACUUGUUGGACGAUCUAAAUCUUCCUCCAGCUGAUGCCAGUGUGCCUCCAAAACAGAGCACCAUGGCAACAUUCUUCUCUCUUUACAAGCCUACACCUCCUGGCCUACUUCUUAAACUCGAGCAAAUUGAGAAUCGACUACAACGCAUUGCAACCGACUCAACCAAGCUUCCUGUGAAGAGCAGCAAAAAGCUAACGGACUCGGAUGUGCAGGGUGGAGAAAUAGAGUUUGUCGGGAGAAAAGAAGAUAAGGAAGGAUGGAUAAAGAGGAUCUUGGAACCGACAAGAGUGGAUAAUGGCAACUUUCCAGUCUUUGCCCUUGUAGGGAUUCAAGGGAUAGGGAAGACGAAACUUGCUGAACAUAUUUGUAGUGAUGAUAGUGUUAGACGUAAGUUCGGUUCGGUGAUUUGGAUUGAAGGCAUCCGUGACGAUGAGUUCUAUGCCGAGUCUGUUUUGAACCGUGUGAAUGGGGGGAUUCAUGAAUUCGUAAUGAAGAAGAAGAUGAAACUGGAAGAGAAGGAGAAUGACUCUAUUGUCAUGGAGGAAAAUCUUGAUCUUGGAGAAGCCGUGAGCGAAGAGAACAGAUUCCUUCUUGUGCUGGAUGACUUGCAGAAUGAGAACCGUGAGGAAUGGGUCAAGUUGCAGCAGAAACUGGUGGAGGCACAUGGUUCAUCUGGAGGUGCAAUCCUUGUAACUACACGGAGUUAUCUUGUAGUCGAUAUCAUUAGCCCAAAAUUUCGUAAAAACCUAAGAAAGCUGAGCGAGGAAGAUUCAUGGGCUCUAUUUGAGCAAGUUGUAGGAGGAGGUCCAAAUGAAUCGAAUAUCAGAGACACUCAAAUGAAGAUGGUAAAAAAAUGCUGUGGUGUCCCGUUAGCAAUAAUAAAAAUGGCAAGAAUUCUCAGGUCUCGUGAGGUUAAAGAAUCAGAGACAGAGUAUUUAGUGGAGGAAUUCAUGCAGGAGAUGCAGUUGAUGUAUUACAACGAGCUCCCCUCUUGGCAUCUAAAGCAAUGUUUUUCUUAUUUGUCAUUUAUAUUCUCUACGCCAUAUAACGUUGUUGAUGCCGAGAUGUUAAUUAAGCAUUGGAUGGCGGAGGGAUAUCUUGGACCUGUGAAUAUGUAUUGUUGUUCUUCUCCUCAAUACCCACAACCAGAAGAUUUGGGUCUCGACUGUAUACGAGAGUUUUCCCGAAGGUCAAUCUUCAGGGACACUAACUGGUGCUCUGUGCGUUAUGAUCUAAUGAGAGAACUGUCAAAAUAUGUGGCUGGCAAGGAGAACUUCCAUAUCCACAUGUACAAUAAUGACAAGACUGUCAAGGAAACAAUCCGACGAGUGGAGCUGACUGAUGACUUUGAUGUUUCAAAUAGCAGACUCAAAUCACUCCUUUCUAACAACACAAACCUGCGUGCAGUCUCCUUCAACAUGUCCCUCCUCGAUACAUGGUCAUUGCGGAUUCUAGACGAGGUGAAGUUAAGUUGGUCUCUUUGUGCGUUCAAGAGCUUGCGUGUGUUGAAACUAUCAGAGCUGGGUAUGAAGAUGUUACCCAUUUCAAUUGGGGAGUUGAAGAGUUUAAGAUACCUUAACCUAUCACGCAACAACAUGAAGAAGCUUCCCAAUUCCAUUUGUAAGUUGAAGCAUUUGCAGACGUUAGUAUUGUCUCGUUGUCACAGGCUCAGAGAGUUGCCCCAUGAUUUGAAUCGUUUGAGGAGUCUUAGGCACCUGGAGAUAGAGGAAUGUAUGCAUCUGACACACAUGCCUUCUAAGAUGAAAAAACUGACAAAUCUUCAAACAUUGUCACAAUUCGUGGCCAGCAGCAGCCAAAAUUACAAGAGCAUUCAAGAUUUUGGGGAUCUCAUUAGUCUGAACAACUUGAGAGGGAAGUUGGAAAUUUCACAUUUGGAGCGAUUGAAAUUUAAGGAAGGGGAGGAUGGACAUGCCUAUUUGAAAGAUAAACAGUAUCUUAAGCACCUUAUUCUGAAAUGGAAUCAUGAAGACGAGGAGGAGGAGGAGGAUGACAAUAAUAAGAACCAUGACCAAAUAUGCCUAGGACAUCUUAAGCCACAUGCACAUCUACAAGAGCUACACAUUGUUGGAUAUAGAGGUAAACAGUUUUCAGAUUGGCUCUGGUCCCUUGAAAAUCUUGUUGAGUUCAAUUUGUACAACUGCUCCACAUGUGAAUCUCUUCCUCCGUUAGAUCGAUUUCCUAAACUAAGAAUUCUCAAACUUCAGAGAUUGGAUUCUCUGCAGUACAUAACAGACCGAGUAGGUGAUUGCAGUGAGCUAGGACUGGAACUCCUAAAAGAACUUUCAAUAUCAGAUUGCCCAAAGCUCAGUAGCUGGUGGAAAGGUAGAACUUGCAGCAUUGCUAUGUUCGGUUCCAUAUCAGAAAUGAUUAUCAGAUACUGUCCAGAAUUAGGAUGUAUGCCACUGUAUCCGAAUCUCGAUAACAGGUUGGUGCUAGAAGGCUCCAGCGUGAAACCAUUGCUGGAAACCAUCAAUCAUACAAGUGCUAGCAAUAGCAGUCUGCUACCAGAUUCAGACCUGGUUUCAAAUUCUUCCCCACCCCUCUCCAAGCUGAAAUAUUUAUCAAUGAUAAAUGUGGAGGAACAAUCUCUCCUUCCGGAGGAUUGGCUGAAAAACACCAUUUCUCUUGAACGUCUUUAUAUUAGUGACCAAAAGUCUCUCACUUCAAGGAAAAGAAGUGAGAAAACUUCUCUAAUGAGAUGCUUCAAACAACUCAGCUCACUUAAAAAUAUGGUUAUCACAAACUGUAGAAGACUUGAUUUACCUGAUGAGGAAUGGGAGGGCCUGCAAAGCCUCAAAUACCUGGCAAUGGAGGAAAUAAUGGAGCUAAAAUCUCUUCCUGAAGGAAUUAAACAUCUUACGUCUCUAAAUUCUCUAUCCAUCAACAAUUGUCCUGAGGUAACAACUUUGACUGAGGUCAUAGGCCACCUGACAUCUCUCGAACAGCUUUCGAUCAGCAAGUGCCACAAGUUAGCUAUGCUUCCCCAAAGUAUGAGCAAGCUCAGUUCUCUAAGGUGGUUAUGGGUUGACAACUGCCCGCUGUUGCUGCCAAGAUGUCAAGAGGAAACCGGCAAUGAUUGGCCACAAAUUAAGCAUAUCAAGCAUAUCUCUGUCACUGCUACCUCUCAAGCUUAUGAGUAAUGAUAUUACCGAAGCCAAACUGGUUCAUCUCGGCCCCCAUAUGUUAUUUGAACAAAGAACAAGAUGGAGACUUGGCAUUACAGAUGAAGAUCAAUGCAUGUUACUCUUGGAUUUUCCAAUGUGAGUUGAUUAAAAUUUAUAAAAACUGAAAGUGACUAUAAUUUAUACUUCUUUUUCAAUUUGCUGAAAGUUAUUUCCUAUUAAGCUUUUCGUUUUUGCUUGAUAUAUGUUGGAUGAAACUUUGUUUUUAUAAUCAAGAACCAAGCUGUGUAUAAAUCAUAGCUGUGUCAAUGUUGGUUGGAAGAUAACACCUCUC
Arachis stenosperma is the source of this 4089-nucleotide messenger RNA. Its product is annotated as putative disease resistance protein RGA1. Gene Ontology annotation, biological process: defense response to other organism. The record is from RefSeq and is a predicted model, not a curated record. The coding region runs from base 411 to 3773 and encodes 1120 amino acids. The transcript is spliced from 3 exons. Lineage: Eukaryota; Viridiplantae; Streptophyta; Magnoliopsida; Fabales; Fabaceae. Gene Ontology annotation, molecular function: ADP binding; protein binding.